AUGUCUCGUACUGACUAUGUCCGUGCUUUACCCCGACGAGCUUCUACCUCUGGUCUGGCUGGCGCUCCCAAGGUGCAGCGCACAUCCAAGACUUCUCAGAAACUAGUCGUAUUGCCAUCUGAACCGCAAACCAAACCACUUGAAGACCAGGACCUAGCAUUUGGCUAUGAGACCGACACUGGAGUUCGCGAAUAUAAGAGCGCAGCAGAACGUAUGACAAAGCAGCAGCGUAAACGCGCUGGCUUCAAGCGUAUCACUGCAUACUGCGUAUGCGAGUCAUUCAACUCCAAAUUGCUCAGCUCCUUUCUCAAACGCGAACAUAAUGUUUCUCCUCGAGUCUUUGAUGAGGCUAUCUACGUGAUGUACCACCUUCCACUCUUGCCAGGUUAUGGACCAAAUUCCAACAUCCGCUCCUCGGUCCCGUCCAAACUAACCACCGGCAAGUCGAUAUUGUCGCGGUUAUCGGAGGCAGAAGAAGAUGGCUACCAGGGUUCCUAUUUUCCAGCCCCCCGUUCUCCAAAAGAACACCAUGACGGCUAUAUCAGCUCUUCGUCUCCUGUGUUUACCCGUCAAACUUCAUUUCCACACGACACUCCUGCCUCCGAGCAAAUACCAGAGACGCCUAUAUUCGAUGCAACAUCGUUGCCACCUAGUCAACGUUCACCAGAAAUCCUGUCUUCUAACGAUGUUCCACCACCACCACCACUUGCAGCACCAGACGAAGAAGUCGCGGAAGUCAUAUUUUUUGAUUACGGGGUCGUCGUCUUCUUUGGGCUCGACGAGAUCCAAGAAAAGAGUGUUUUAGAGGACAUCGUCAAUGCUGGCAUCAUGAAGAAGCAGUUGGCAGAGGACGACUGGGAAGUUGAGGAGUGUCAUUUUGCACAUGAUCGCCAAAUUGCUUAUCCUAGAAUCUACAACGACUUUUUUACCCUCAAGUCGCGUUCUCAUCUACUUAAGCUCUCCAUCGCGCAUGCGCUGGCCCAAAGCACACUCCUUGCUCGUUACGAAACCAAGGCUCAACAGGUGCUUUCAUCUCCGCUUACCUUGUCAAUCCCCAACCAACUGGCGACUUCCGGCGCUUUGCAACUACGACGUCGAGAAGCCCUCCAACUCAUGGGCGAUUUGUUCAAGCUACGGUUGCACGUGAACCUCGUCUCGAAUGUGCUCGAUGUCCCCGAAUUGUUUUGGAGCGAAGCUACACUCAAGGCACUCUAUGACGCUGUUAGGGAGUACAUGGAAAUCAGCGGACGUGUCCAAGUUCUGAACGAGAAGAUUGCGGUGGCCAGUGACUUUCUGGACGCAAUCCACGACCACCUGAAUAACUUUGCAAUGGAGCGGAUUACUUGGAUCAUCAUUUGGUUAAUUGUCGUCGCGAUUCUAGUCGAGCUGGGUGAAGUUGUUGCCCGUCUUAUUGUGCACGCAGAGCCCUCUAAGGAACAAGUGAUGGCAACAUUAGAGCGCAUGAUGUCGUAG
This is a messenger RNA of Mycena indigotica, 1473 nucleotides long. RefSeq names its product DUF155 domain-containing protein. The record is from RefSeq and is a predicted model, not a curated record. The transcript is spliced from 6 exons. The coding region runs from base 1 to 1473 and encodes 490 amino acids. Lineage: Eukaryota; Fungi; Basidiomycota; Agaricomycetes; Agaricales; Mycenaceae.